CGGCCUCGUACAUCCCCUGGCGCAUUUGCGUGAAUUGCUUGCUGAAUGCUCUGCAUGACAGUUCUCUUACCCUUCGGCUGUGAUUUACCUUGCCCGAUCCCAUAAUGCCCCCCCCGACAGCCGGACAUACGAUGACUACACGGUGGGGUAGAUCUAUGCGUUACACAUCACCUGACAUAAAGGCAAGACAACGAAAGCAAACACCACCAGAUCAGGCAAGCAUUGCGAAGGGAAUUAAUUGCCUUGGGCAUGGCGUGGCUAUCUUCGACACAGUGCGGAGUAUGGCAAGAGUUGCGAUGUUAUGUUUAAUUCUGCUCCGGAUGCUGCGUACGGAUCUCAUGUUAUCGAGAGUUAAAUAUCUCCACGUUGAAGCCCCAAUGGUCUCAGUAUAGCGUGCGUGUUGUUAAACGAUCACUACUUGUCUAGCGGUGUUCACAUUCCUUGGAUAUCCUCUUUGGCUAAUCAAGACGAGGCCUUUGUCCCGCUGGCCAAGCUGUCAAGCUUUGCCAAAGUUCAUGGUAAGACUAUCGAAUAUUCUCAACUGAGAAAAACCACCCGGAUCGGAAACGCUUAGCGAUCGAUCAUUGUGAAAUGGCGUCACACAAUUUCAACGUCGCGAUUAUCGGGGCUGGCCCGGUGGGCUGUCUACUUGCUCGCCUGCUCUUCAACAUCCCAGGCGUGCGGGUGGCGAUUUACGAAGCAGAGACAUCGCCGCACUGUCGAGGACAAGGCGGGACGCUCGACUUGCAUGACCAAUCCGGCAUUGCGGCGCUAAAGAAGGCGGGGCUCUACAAUGACUUUCUUCGCCACGCUCGCUUUGACGGAGAGGCCUUGUUCCUGUGCGACAAAAAGCUAACCGGAUAUGUGCAGUUUGCAAAUCGAGGAUCGGUCAGCAGCAGCCGUGGUAGCCCGGAGAUCGACCGAGUAACGCUUCGCCAAAUAUUACUUAAUAGCCUGCCACCGGACACAGUACACUGGGGUUGCAAACUUCUGAGAGUGUUAGAUGGAACCGUGCUCCAAUUUGAGCACGGCACUGAACAGGGAUUCGAUCUGAUCGUGGGCGCAGACGGCGCCUGGAGCAGAGUCCGUCGCUUUCUAACACCCGACCAGCCGUCAUUCUGCGGUAUCUAUGGCCACCUUUUCACCAUCCCUGAUGCAGCUCACACCGCUCCAAACGUUUCCAAACUGGUCAACCGGGGCUCCCUUUAUGCGUAUUCCGACGGGAAGUCACUCAUGGGACAACAGAUCGGGGAUGGUAGUAUCCAGGUGUCUGUGUGGACGACCGCAAGCCAAGACGAUGAUGCACUAUCGUACGUGGAUGAUGACAGCCGGCGCCGCCAGAUUGCCAGUCAAUUCAGUGACUGGGCGCCGGAGCUCCUCGAGCUCUUGGCGACCGGUAGCGAAUACACAGGGAAUCGACGCAUUUACACGCUUCCGGUUGGGUUCCAGUGGCCGGGUUUUCCGAGCAUAACCUUGGUUGGCGAUGCAGCCCAUCUCAUGCCUCCGUUUGCUGGGGAAGGCGUGAAUUUGGGGUUUGAGGACGUGAUGAACCUUUCUGACGCUAUUCGCGGCUUCCUGGACAGCCCAAAUGGUACCCUCGACGAGACGCUGCGUACCUACGAGAAAGACGCUUUUCAGAGAGCGCGACGGGGUCAGGAGUUGAGUGUGGGUGUAAUGCGCGAUAUGUUCUUUACCGCUGGAGCACCACGUGCGGUGAUCGAACGGUGGAUGCUCCGAAUCAUACGCUAUCGGGCUCAUCCGUGGGUGUUCCGGAUAUUCUAUCCGUCCAUUGCUGCGGGCGUUUACGGCUUCUAUUUCCUGUUUAAACUAUUUCGCUAGAUUCGUUCAUCUGUAUAUGUUUGUGCUUUCUUAGCGUCGAGCAUUACUACUGGCUUCCGGAGGUCACUGUUCCUUUUGCAUUUCCCCGUUAGAAUAUUAUAUGCACGGACAAUAUACCGCAUUCAGCCGAGACAACUCAGGAGGGAACUCGUCGCCUUGCAGCAAGAGUAAGAUGUUUCCAUCUUGGCAGAGGAUCGGCGAGAGAUUGUGAGCCAUUCCACGUAAGAUUUCAAGUCGACAUUAGAGUCCCAAAUAAAAUCCCCCUUGCCUCCCACUUCGCAUUACUUCGCUGGUCGGUGAAUGCAGCGGACGGACUUCCUUCCAAAUGUUUCCG
This is a messenger RNA of Aspergillus alliaceus, 2173 nucleotides long. Its product is annotated as FAD-dependent oxidoreductase. The record is from RefSeq and is a predicted model, not a curated record. NCBI's taxonomy places the organism in Eukaryota, Fungi, Ascomycota, Eurotiomycetes, Eurotiales, Aspergillaceae. Bases 592 to 1839 code for a protein of 415 amino acids. The transcript has 2 exons. Gene Ontology annotation, molecular function: FAD binding.